This is a messenger RNA of Populus nigra (black poplar), 1167 nucleotides long. RefSeq names its product wall-associated receptor kinase 2-like. The record is from RefSeq and is a predicted model, not a curated record. Gene Ontology annotation, molecular function: polysaccharide binding; calcium ion binding. Bases 1 to 1167 code for a protein of 388 amino acids. The transcript is spliced from 3 exons. Lineage: Eukaryota; Viridiplantae; Streptophyta; Magnoliopsida; Malpighiales; Salicaceae.
AUGGCCUUACAGUUCACAAUAACAGGAGUGUUGUUAGCAGCAGUUACAGCAGCAACAGAGCUUCCUAUAGCGAAGCCUGGAUGCCAAGAAGAUAGAUGUGGGAAUGUUAGUAUCCCAUAUCCAUUUGGCACGGGAGAAGAUUGCUACUACGACUCUAAGUUCCUCAUAACUUGCAACCAUACUUUCAACCCUCCAAAAGCGUUUUUAGGAAAUGGUACAAUAGAAGUCACAGAAAUAAUCCUUGAUGGGAAGCUACGCCUCAAGCAUUAUAUAGCUAAGGACUGCUAUAAUCGGACAGGUGCACGAACAACGAGAAACAUACCCUGGAUAAACCUACCCGUCCAAGGUCCGUACGUUUUUUCUGACACUGACAAUAUGUUCGUCGCUAUCGGCUGUGAUACUUACGCUGGACUGCUAGGUAGGCGAGAAGACACGAAUGAUACAUACAUGGUAGGAUGCAUUUCCGAAUGUAGCAACAAAACAGUUGUACCAAACACAUGCUCCGGAGUUGGUUGCUGCCAAACCUCCAUUGCCAAAGGAAUGAAGUACUUCGAAGUGCGCUUGUCUAGUGAGACUAAUCAUACGGGAAUCUGGGAAUUUAAUCCUUGCAGCUUUGCCUUCAUGAUUGAAGAAAAGCAGUUCAGCUUUUUUCCAAGUAACCUGUCGGAUUUGGAGAAAGUAAGUAAGGUUCCUAUUAUAGUGGAUUGGAGUAUGGGGCGCAAUAACUGCGAAACCUUGGAAAAGAACAAGAUGUCUAAUGCAUGUCAAGGACAGAGCAAAUGUUAUGGCCCUGAAAAUGGGUCUGGGUACAUUUGCAAAUGCUUAGAUGGCUAUCAAGGAAAUCCAUACCUCCCAAAUGGUUGCCGAAACAUUAAUGAAUGUUCAGAUCCAAAAGUAGCCCACAAUUGCAGCCACAAAUGCAUCGACACCGAAGGGAAUUAUACAUGUUCUUGCCCCAAGGGGUACCAUGGAGAUGGGAGAAUAGAUGGAGAACGCUGCAUCCGCAAUCGAUCAUCAGUGAUUCAGGUCGCUGUCGGAUAUAUACAUGUGCCAAUUUUUAGUUCUUGUUAUUUAGAUGAGGCUGUGAUAGGCAGUAUUAUUAAAACUAUAUCACAGUCCCUACUUCUAGUUCAUCCUAAUACUUGGUUCCCUCCAUCAGAGACCUAA